Salvelinus namaycush (lake trout) is the source of this 1281-nucleotide messenger RNA. It is a transcript of the gene rsph1, whose product is annotated as radial spoke head component 1. Gene Ontology annotation, cellular component: nucleus; motile cilium. The transcript has 8 exons. The coding region runs from base 468 to 1214 and encodes 248 amino acids. Lineage: Eukaryota; Metazoa; Chordata; Actinopteri; Salmoniformes; Salmonidae. Gene Ontology annotation, biological process: spermatid development; axoneme assembly. The record is from RefSeq and is a predicted model, not a curated record.
AGUACACGGGAAUUUAACAGUAAAAGUUAUUUUUAUGGGUACUGCGUCAUCAAGCAAAGUCAAUUUGAUAAAAACAUAUCUUCUGGAAAAAUGCGCAUAUAAUCUUUCUCCAAUUUCGAUGGAAACCUAGGUACUGGAAGACUAAAUCGUGUACUUGCUCUAUUUGAACAGGAAUUUCUGAGAUAUCCUUAUCACCAAAUGAUAAGGCUGAACAGCUUUUACAUGGCACAGAAUAAAUUAGGAUAUAAAUGCUAAUAAAUGUACACCUAACAGUUUUCAAGAUAUUGAUGCUUGUUUAUAACAUUUUCCGAGGUUUAUUUACGUUUUUCCAUUGGUCACGUGUCUGCACUCCAGUCCGUCAUUGUCAUGUCAACGGUAAACAGAGGAGAAGGUGAGUUGAAGAGGCAGAAGCAGUCCGUUGGUUUACUUUGUAGUUUACAGGAGCCAAGAGAAACGACAAGCUAAACAUGUCGGAUGUUGGAUCAGAGGAUUUUGAUGAUGAUCAGGGUUACCUUGGGGAAUAUGAAGGGGACCGAAAUGAAGCUGGAGAGAGACAUGGGGUCGGGAGAGCUGUCCUACCCAAUGGAGACACUUACCAAGGAAUGUAUGAAAACGGGAAAAGGUCUGGACAGGGGACAUACCGAUUUAAGAAUGGGGCCAGGUACAUUGGAGAAUAUUACCAGAACUUGAAGCACGGACAGGGUAUCUUCUACUACCCAGAUGGAUCCAAAUAUGAAGGCAGCUGGGUUAAUGACCAGCGCCAGGGCCAUGGCCUCUACACAUACCCCAACCAAGACACAUAUGAAGGAGAGUGGUUACACCAUCAAAGAAAUGGACAAGGUAUAUACCACUACAACGACACAGGUUCCAGGUACAUGGGCACGUGGGUGAUGGGCAAGAUAGAGUCAGCAGGAGAAUUCAUCCACCUGAACCACAGAUACCAGGGCAACUUCCUCAACAACAAUCCCUCAGGCCCAGGGAAGUAUGUGUUUGAAAUUGGCUGUGAGCAGCAUGGAGAAUACCUACAGGUGGAUCAGGACAGAGGGGAUGCCGAGGAGGAUGAGAUAGUAUCCACCAUGGCCCUGAAGUGGAAGCCCAAGGCUGUCACGGGCCUGUCCCUCUGGACCCCAGCCAAAGAUCCAUCCUCGGACGGAGAAGGACUGGCCUCCGCAGACGAGAAAGGGGGAUCCAAACCUCCCACUCCAGAGACCUGAGACCUUGCCAGAUUCACAGCUUACGCACAGCAAACACACAUUUCAAUAAUAAAGACGUCUCUCUCAU